Messenger RNA from Xenopus laevis (African clawed frog), 1401 nucleotides. It is a transcript of the gene slc25a45.L, whose product is annotated as solute carrier family 25 member 45 L homeolog. NCBI's taxonomy places the organism in Eukaryota, Metazoa, Chordata, Amphibia, Anura, Pipidae. The record is from RefSeq and is a predicted model, not a curated record. Gene Ontology annotation, biological process: carnitine biosynthetic process; transmembrane transport. Gene Ontology annotation, molecular function: transmembrane transporter activity. Bases 281 to 1153 code for a protein of 290 amino acids. Gene Ontology annotation, cellular component: mitochondrion; mitochondrial inner membrane; membrane. The transcript is spliced from 7 exons.
AGUGGGAGUGAGGGGUGGUAUAUGUCUUGUUAUGACCUGUCCCUGCAUGCAGGCAUUUUCUUUGACACCUAAAAGCUUCUCACGCUGCUGGUUUUGGUUAAAUUCCAGUAUUACUGGAAUUGGAUUGGCUUGAGGGUAAACUUUGAACCACUCUCCAGCCAAUCCAAUUCCUGCAUGGCUGUAACAAGGCUUAAACAGCAGCAGUAAAUGACAUGUGAGAGAGUGCUGGAAUUCCUGUUUACGAAGUUUCUGCUGCUGCCGACACUGGAGAUUUGCAGAGAUGCCUGUUGCUGAAUUCAUUGCAGGAUGGAUUUCAGGAGCACUCGGCCUGGUUGUUGGACACCCAGUAGACACAGUUAAGGUACGUCUGCAGACCCAAUCAAGGUACCAAGGAAUUCUGGACUGUGUCUUUCAAACAUACAGGAAUGAAAAGAUUUUUGGAUUUUUUAAAGGCAUGAGUUUUCCAGUAGGGAGUGUAGCAAUUAGUAACUCAUUAGCAUUUGGAUCUUAUAGUAAUGCUUUGCUGUACCUAAGUGACAAAGAGUUUAAAGACUGGAAGAACCCACCUCUUAAUUUCCAUAUUUUUAUGGCUGGAUGCUUUUCUGGAAUGGUACAACUUUCUUUUUCAGCUCCAAUUGACCUUGUUAAAGUGAGGCUUCAGAACCAGACUGAAUCAUUUGGGAGCGUAGCAAGGUCUGGCCAUUUACAAGCUCGAUACCAAGGUCCUGUUCACUGUGCUCUAUGUAUCAUUCGAGAGGAGGGCAUUUUUGGCCUCUACAGAGGAUCUCUAGCAUUGGCAUUAAGAGAUAUACCUACUAUGGGUCUUUAUUUCCUAACCUAUGAAGUUCUUUGCAAAUGGAUGACCAAAACUGUUGGCGAACCAAGUGCAUGGACAAUGCUCUUUGCUGGAGGCUGUGCAGGGACCGUUGGGUGGGCUUUUGCCAAUCCAAUGGAUGUUAUAAAGGCUCGUCUCCAGAUGGAUGGAAUGCAUGGGGUGCAGUAUCUAGGAAUGUUGGACUGUAUCAGGAAAAGUAUCAGACAGGAAGGUGUGAAAGUGUUCUUGAAAGGUCUUACUAUCAACAGCCUUCGAGCUUUUCCCGUUAAUGCAGUUACUUUUCUAAGCUACGAGAUGCUUCUAAAGGUCUUCAGGUGAACUAUACCCAUACUUGGACAUAUACAGACUGAGAAAAACUUUUGGACCUUGAAAAACACUUUUCGACAUCUUAAGCUUUCUGAUGACAAAAACAGAAAAAAAAUGAACUAUCAAGAUACAACACAUUGUACAAAUACAUUUUGUAUGACAGAAUCAUUUGAUAUUUGGAUGUGAAGGGAUUGCUUUGAUCUUUUCAAAAUGAGUAUAAACGAUAUACUAUUCAAAUAAAAAGGCUUCAAUCAAAUUCA